AUGAGAGCGAUAGGGUCUGGGCAAGAUGAUGAGGAAGUAAACAACAGCGCGAUCCAGAAUUCGUUCAACAUGUUUCCCCCUGAUCAAAGCUUGAGUCCCUUUAAUAUGGACACAAACAACUGUGUGUCGGCCUCCUCGACGACACAGCGACGGAGCGAUAUACCGCCUCCAAUACCCAGCGACAACAGCCAUCAAAAUGACAUGCAGCAGUUUGGGGAGUCGCUGUCACAAAACACAACCUUUGACUUCCAAACCUAUGACUCCACCGCAUUUGGUGCUGCUGUGCCUCAUCUUGCAUUCUGGGAAGAUCCUGCGUUCAUGGCUCCACUUUACCUCGACCCUUGCGUUGAUGGCGAAGACUCACUGGUGAUGGAUCUGCCCAACGACGAACAAUCAAAUCUGGCACCAGCGGAUGGACAGACGGGUGACGACUCUGAGUCGGACCAGGCGCCCAUGCCCAGCUUCCUCGGAGCACGGCAAAGUCCAGAGCCACAGCACGGACAGGCUCUUCGUCUUACAGAAUUCCUUGCCAAUGUGUGGCCAGAUCAAGGUCGCAGGCGUGAUUGGGCUGGGAAAACCAUGUUUUCCGACAAUCGUUCUGGAGAAACACUCUAUCCACCACCCCUUAUGGGCACAUUUUCGCCUAUCCUGUCUUCCACGGCAAAUCACCAGAUAUGGGAGGCAGAAAAUCUGGUUCAUGUCAAGCCUCUCCCUAUGGGAAUCUAUACUCAUAUUGUUGCACGUUUCAAGGAAUUCAACAGCACCUCUAACCAAUACAAUCAAUUUGCAGCGGGCGACUUUCCGUCGAUUGCCGCGUGCAAUGCUUUUAUGCAGCUCUUCUUCGAGCACUUCAACCAGCUCCUUCCGAUAAUCCACCAAGCCAGUUUCGAUCCCGCUCAAGAAGCGUGGUUACUGGUUCUGUCGGUGAUGGCGAUUGGUUCUCGGUAUUCCCAACAAUCUGUUGCAGUAGAAUGCGCGGACAUCCUUCAAGAGUUUGUUCAUCGAGCUUUCCAAGCGACGAUUGCAAAACACUAUGACUCCACGUGUGAGCCAUGGCUAGCACAGAGCGGGCUUCUCAAUCAGAUUGGUAUGCAGUUCUCGGCCGACCUCAGAUUGACAGAAGUCGGUCAAUCCAAUCGCAGUCUAGUCACGUCAAUAUGUCGCAAGGUAAAUUGCUUCAAGGAGGCAGAUCGGAGCAUCGAUACCUUGAGAAGUCUUCCAAAAGAAGAGGCAUGGAAGAUAUGGGCGCAUAGAGAGAGCAUGUCUCGGCUAGCAUAUGCUGUAUGGUUUGUUGAUGGGCAGUACGCCUUGUACCAUGACUUGACGCCUAUAUUUCCCACCGAAUUACUCAGGGUGCAGCUCCCGUGCCCGGAAAGUUUAUGGCGUGCGCCGAGCGCGACAACCUGGAGGAAUAUUCUCAAGCAGAAUGGCAAGUUUGCUGAACCUGAACCUGAACCUGAGCCUGAGCCUGAAGUGGCAUAG
Messenger RNA from Exophiala oligosperma, 1482 nucleotides. RefSeq lists its product as uncharacterized. Gene Ontology annotation, molecular function: DNA-binding transcription factor activity, RNA polymerase II-specific; RNA polymerase II cis-regulatory region sequence-specific DNA binding; zinc ion binding. Lineage: Eukaryota; Fungi; Ascomycota; Eurotiomycetes; Chaetothyriales; Herpotrichiellaceae. Bases 1 to 1482 code for a protein of 493 amino acids. Gene Ontology annotation, cellular component: chromatin. The record is from RefSeq and is a predicted model, not a curated record. The transcript is spliced from 3 exons. Gene Ontology annotation, biological process: regulation of transcription by RNA polymerase II; DNA-templated transcription.